UGUUGUGAUUUGGUGAUUGUGGGCAGUCAGAGCGUCUGAGACGCAGGCUGUAAUCUCCUCCUUAGAGAUGAACAGCCUAUUGUCUUUACCUCCGGCAGCUUUGAUUUACAGCAUGUUUACCUACAUCAGGGGAGAUCGGUCAGAUCACUUGUGUAGCUAUUUGUUGGCAGUGUAAUCCAGUAUUGUAUGCCUGCGUUAGCUGAGUGAUGUACUCCCACGCUUCAUUACUCCUGCGGGGCUCGGCUGCGGCAGAUUGAUAUCUCUUCGUACCAGAUGAGGAACGAUGCUGGCCAUGGAUCAAGGUGUAGUGGAGGAAUGGCUGUCUGAGUUUAAGACACUUCCAGAGACGGCCAUCUCCAGCUACGCUUCGUCUCUGAAGGAAAAGGGCUCGCUGGUUCCUGCACUUUACAAAGUUAUCCGGGAGAAUUACAGUGACCUCCUGGAGCCGGUAUGUCACCAGCUCUUUGAGUUCUACCGCAGCGGGGAACCUCGUCUCCAGCGCUUUACGCUGCAGUUCCUGCCAGAGCUGGUGUGGAGUUACCUGUCGGUCAGCGCUGGCCGGGACCCCCACUGUAGUGGCUGUAUCGAGGCCCUCCUGCUCGGCAUCUACAACCUGGAAAUAGUUGAUAAAGAUGGUCAAAGCAGAGUACUGUCUUUCACCGUCCCCUCCUUAUCCAAGCCAUCAGUAUACCAUGAGCCCUCUGCGAUUGGUUCAAUGGCCUUAACUGAAGGAGCUCUGGCCAAUCACGGGCUGAGCAGAGUUGUUUACAGUGGACCCCACCUCCAGAGAGAGACCUUCACGGCACAGAACAGGUUUGAAGUGCUGACGUUUUUGCUGCUCUGCUACAAUGCUGCUCUAAGCUAUAUGACCAGCUCAUCCCUCCAGUCUCUCUGUCGGCUGAGCUCCAGAGUCAGUAUCUGUGGCUAUCCAAGACAGCAGGUGCGGAGGUACAAAGGCAUAAACAGCAGAAUGAUGGUGACGUCAGAGUUUCUUGUCCAGUUGAUCACAGGCAUCCACUUUGCUCUGUGUAAUGGAGAGUCAGAGCUGGGCUCCAAAGCUCUGGAUGACGUGCUGUAUCGAGCCCAGCUGGAGCUCUACCCAGAAGCCCUGCUGGUGGGAAAUGCCAUCAAGUCCUCGCUCUGCGGAGCUGCUCUGAAGUCAAAUAAGGAAGGGACACGGUCCAUCCAGGUUGAGAUCACGCCCACUUCCUCCAGGAUCUCCCGGAAUGCAGUCACCAGUCUUUCCAUCCGCGGGCACCGCUGGAAACGGCAUGACGCAGUGGAUCUGGGUUCCCCGGAUGAGCUGAUGGAGAUCUCGGAGGUGGACGAGGGCAUCUGCACACAGCCCAGCGCUCAGGGGGGCAGCCCUCCUACCAUUGUUGUCAGCAACGCCACCACGGCUGUUAGUGGGAAGCUGAUGGGGAAGGGCCUGCGCCGCCUGGGGGGAAGCCGAUCCAGUAAAGAGAAGGAGAAAGAGAAGGAGGGGGGGGCGGAUCAGCCCUCACGGAAGCAGUCAGGCAACCGGGCCAUGAGCGAGAACCUGGAGCUGCUGUCCCUCAAGCGCCUCACGCUAACGUCCAGCCAGUCAGUGCCUAAGGCAGGCACACUGAGCCUGUCCCGCACAGCCAGCGCAGUCUUCUCGCGCUCUUUCGAGCAGGUCAGCAAUGCCCUGGCUGCGGCCGCUGGCGCCCAGCAGCAACCGGUGCCCUCCAACCCGGUAGCGAGCCCCACCCCCAACCACCACCACUUCUCCAGGGAGAACCGUUACUCUGCCUGCAGUCUGCAGGAGGAGCAUCUGAGCCCCAUCCAACACCAUCAGCAACAGCAGCGUUCACCCAGCAUCAGCCUGCACCUUGCCCCGGAUGUCUGACCCAGCCCACUUGACAGUAACUCCUCCCCCCAGGUUCUGCAGAAGGUGUGGAGUUGGUGGAUCGGUGACUAUACUGAAAGUCCUGAAAGCCCUGCCCCCAGCUGCAGUGGACCUUUUAGCCAUAAUCUGAAGACAAAUGACUCGCUGUUCAUUUCUAUCAAAAAGCCACUUUUUGAGGCUGCUGAAGAGAAAGAAGGUCCUAGCACUCCUGCCCCCUGGUGGCACUGAACCAAAACUGUUGCACCUUAAAAUAAAAAAGAAAAGUCUGUUUUUUAUUUUUGUGGAUUUCGUCAAUGGUGUGUUAAUCACUAAAAUGUUCUUUUAAAAAAAGUGUAUUUUUGAAGUAAGUGUAUAAAAAAACACAAACAAAACUCCCUUUUGCCCCAUUUGUACUUCAAGUUGUCUGUGAACUUUUUAAUGCUAUUGACUCGGUACUGAAGAUUGUACGUCAGGUUGUUAAAGGUAUUUUUGAUGCUGUAUUGAUUCGUGUGAGGCUGCGCUCAAGUAGCUUUUCAAAUAGGGUGUUGAUCUUGUGCAAACAUGACUUGUUUAUUUGUUUUUUUUGUUUUUUUUUUUGUUUUUUUAAAGAAAGAGAGCACAAUUAUGAGAAUAUCCUUCCCCUUUUUAUGUACUGAGCUUUGAUGAAAGCCAUCAACAUUAGACUUAACGCUUCUGACAUUGUGGCAGUAUGUGCGGUUUGCGCCCCCAGUCGAGUUCCAAAUUAAUAGCUGGUAGAAAUAGAGACUCGGAUACAAAACUUAGUUUAGAUCAAGUCGUUAAUGUUGUAUUUCUGAAGCAAUAUUGUUGUUUUGACAGCAGAUGUGAGGGCCUGUCUCAUGAAGCAUGUUCAGCUGCAUUUUAGAUUCAUAAAACCUAAUAACGAAGGCGGUUAACAGCUUCCUGUUAACCCAGGUUUAGACAGGCUGUGACUAAUUUUCAUACACCUGCCCAUGAAAACAGCCAGUAAAGUGAAGCAUGAUGAGGCGUCAGCUCAUUUUUCAAGGAUGGAAAAUUAUAUCUUCGUAAAUAUGUAGGAAGUAGUAAAAAAAAUAAUGCUUGCAUUCUUAUGUUUCUAUUCUAUUCAUGUAGUAUGAUUUACCUCGUCUGUUAAAGUGUUGUGAUAUCAUGAAGUAAUAAAAAAAAAAUACCACUGGAGUCCCCCUCUGCCCAUCAUGAGCUUUUGAUGAUCUAAAAUCCCAAACUUAACCUGCCUUUGAGCAGGUUAGGUGAGCAGCAUAGGCUGACGCAUUGAUGUAGGGCCAAAAAAGUGAUCCACCUUCAUGAAAAUCCAGGGUUGCAUCAAGCUAAACUUAAGAAAUUCUGCUUUGUGAGACGGACUCUUUUAAAUCUGUUUUGUAAACAACUUUUAGUAGUAAGCCUCCCACCUCCUUUUUUUUUUUACAUUGUAUAAACAAAGGUAUUGCCCCCAUGACAGCAAGAAUGCAGUAUUAACAACAUGACUAAGAACCAGUGUGAUGGAAGGUUAGUGUUACAGCCACACAAACUCCUGUCAUUCUCUAUGAUGUGAUCUCUGUUAUUGAAAAGAGGAUCCAGUGUGGUCCACUUUGUUCUCUUUUUUUUUUUUUUUUUUUUUUUUUUUUUUUUUUUGUGGUUAAAUUUAGCAACUCUGACGAAACACUGUGGUAGUGUACCGAAGUUGUCUAUUUCAGGAUUUUUUUUCUUUUUCCACUUUUGUUUUAGAAUAAAUAUCUGAUUAAAAAUGGUUGGUGCUUUAUUUAUUUAUUUAUUUUUUAUUCCUAAAUUUGAACAGUAAUAAUUGUGUGUAUGUUUUACAAAGUAUGAAACUGUGCAUUUUGUCUUUUUGCCUUUUGUCACAAAGCAACAUUGAUAGAACUUCUUGGACAAUAAAAAUGACUAUACUUGA
Messenger RNA from Pygocentrus nattereri (red-bellied piranha), 3755 nucleotides. RefSeq names its product family with sequence similarity 126 member A (gene hycc1). The coding region runs from base 284 to 1870 and encodes 528 amino acids. The transcript is spliced from 11 exons. NCBI's taxonomy places the organism in Eukaryota, Metazoa, Chordata, Actinopteri, Characiformes, Serrasalmidae. Gene Ontology annotation, biological process: phosphatidylinositol phosphate biosynthetic process; protein localization to plasma membrane. The record is from RefSeq and is a predicted model, not a curated record. Gene Ontology annotation, cellular component: plasma membrane.